Anneissia japonica is the source of this 1792-nucleotide messenger RNA. Its product is annotated as 26S proteasome regulatory subunit 4. Gene Ontology annotation, cellular component: proteasome regulatory particle, base subcomplex. The transcript is spliced from 10 exons. NCBI's taxonomy places the organism in Eukaryota, Metazoa, Echinodermata, Crinoidea, Comatulida, Comatulidae. Gene Ontology annotation, biological process: proteasome-mediated ubiquitin-dependent protein catabolic process. Gene Ontology annotation, molecular function: ATP binding; ATP hydrolysis activity; proteasome-activating activity. The coding region runs from base 78 to 1412 and encodes 444 amino acids. The record is from RefSeq and is a predicted model, not a curated record.
GGCUAGCGGAGUAAAGAAAUUCCAACAAACAAUGAGCGAAAUCCGAUUCAUGAUACUCUGAAAAGAGAGGACUGAAAAUGGGUCAGAAUCAAUCAGGUCUCCCUAACAGUGGAGGACAGGGACAAGGUGGUGACAAAAAGGAUGACAAGGACAAGAAGAAAAAGUAUGAACCACCAGUUCCCACACGAGUAGGGAAGAAAAGGAAAGUGAAGGGUCCAGAUGCAGCGAAUAAAUUACCUCAAGUUACCCCUCAUACAAGAUGUAGACUUCGACUUCUCAAGAUGGAACGAAUCAAAGAUUAUUUACUGAUGGAAGAAGAGUUUAUUCGUAACCAAGAGCGACUUAAACCACAAGAUGAAAAGGAUGAGGAAGAGAGGUCAAAGGUUGAUGACCUGCGAGGAACACCAAUGUCUGUGGGUAAUUUGGAAGAAAUCAUUGAUGAUAACCACGCUAUCGUUUCCACAUCUGUUGGCUCAGAACACUAUGUCAGUAUAUUAUCAUUUGUUGACAAAGAUUCUCUUGAACCAGGCUGCACUGUCCUCCUUAAUCAUAAGGUGCAUGCUGUCGUCGGUGUACUAAGUGACGACACAGACCCUAUGGUAUCAGUAAUGAAGCUGGAGAAAGCACCUCAAGAGUCCUAUGCUGAUGUCGGUGGACUGGAUUCACAGAUUACAGAAAUCAAGGAGUCUGUCGAGUUACCUUUAACGCAUCCAGAGUAUUACGAGGAAAUGGGUAUCAAGCCACCCAAAGGGGUCAUACUGUUUGGUGCACCGGGCACGGGCAAAACCCUACUGGCAAAGGCUGUAGCCAAUCAAACAUCAGCAACUUUCCUGAGAGUGGUUGGAUCAGAACUUAUACAGAAGUACUUGGGUGAUGGACCCAAGCUUGUUCGUGAAUUGUUCAGAGUUGCAGAGGAACAUGCUCCCUCCAUAGUGUUUAUAGAUGAAAUUGAUGCUAUUGGUACAAAAAGAUAUGAAUCCAACUCUGGUGGUGAACGUGAAAUCCAGCGCACCAUGUUGGAGCUCCUGAAUCAGCUGGAUGGCUUUGACUCCAAGGGUGAUGUCAAAGUUAUCAUGGCAACCAACAGGAUUGAGACGCUGGAUCCUGCUCUCAUUAGGCCAGGACGAAUUGACAGAAAGAUAGAAUUUCCACUGCCAGAUGAGAAAACAAAACGACGCAUUUUCAACAUCCACACAAGCAGAAUGACACUUGCAGAUGAUGUGAACUUAGAUGAGUAUAUCCUGGCCAAAGAUGAUUUGUCAGGAGCAGAUAUUAAGGCAAUUUGUACAGAAGCAGGCUUAAUGGCAUUAAGGGAAAGGAGAAUGAGGGUGAACAAUGAAGAUUUCAGAAAGUCAAAAGAGAAUGUUUUAUACCGGAAGACAGAGGGAACACCAGAAGGACUUUACUUGUAAUUAGGUCUUGCUCAAUGGGUUUUUGAAUGUUAAAUUAAAUACAAGCACAGUAGAAACCCAGUCACUUAAAUUAAACAAGUUUGUACAUGUCAGGCCCAUAAUUAGGGGGUUUUAUGGUUAGGUCAACAACCCUUUUCAAGCAAAAACCCCCCUGGUAAAGCUGAACCACCCCUCCCUGCCUUGCAUGAAAUACCAUCAAAAUAAUAAAAUUCACCAUUUACAUAAAUGCUUCAACUCCAGAGGGGUUCCCCUCAUAAACCCCCUUUAAGGAAUUUUUUCAUGGGCCAGAAUGUCAAACCAUUAUGUAGUCCAUAUUUGUACUAAUUAUAAGCAAUUUCAUUAAAGAAUUGUGGAUAUAUGCUAAUAAAGGUAUUACUUUG